CGAGCAGGAGGUGAGUCGGCUGGUGGGAGAUGUUGCGGACUGUGGAGGUGAGAUGGCUGGAGCAGGGCAAUGGCUGGACCAGGGCAGUGGUUGGGGGAGAUGUUGCGGUAGGAGCAGGGCUGCAGGGGGCUGCAUGCGACGAUGGCGGGGAGCAGAAGCAACGAUGGCGACUGGCGAUGGCGCUGCUUGCGGCGAUUGCGAGCUGCUUGCGCCAGGAGCGGGGAGAAGAAGCGACGAUGGCGACUGGCGAUGGCGACUGGCGAUGGCGCGCUGCUUGCGGCGACAACCUGCUUGCGGCGGCGACCUGCUUGCAGCGACAGGACGGAAGCGCUGGGGGCCUGGGGCGAUGGUUGACGGCGGCAGGGUGGCGCCACUCUCCCUCUGUUGUCUGUUCUACUUCUAGGUCGAAGAUGGAGAAAUAAAAGGAAAGUUAGGGUUUUGUUUGGCUGCCCAAUUCCACGAUUCCUUUUCUAUUUUUUUUAAUAACCAAAUGGUCGAACC
Molecule: messenger RNA, 501 nt
Organism: Linum trigynum
Lineage: Eukaryota; Viridiplantae; Streptophyta; Magnoliopsida; Malpighiales; Linaceae
Source: the annotation of a GenBank genome assembly